UUUGUGUUUUUAUUUUCUAUUUGUAGGAAAUUGGAAAUAUUUUAAAUAAAUUUCUUUUCUUUCAGAAUACUUAUACGAUUACAAAAUUGAUAGAAGUAAUAUGAGCCUACAACCUAGGGGUUUGAUCAACAGGAGCACAUUCUGUUAUAUAAACUCCAUAUUACAAGCCCUUCUAGCAUGUUCACCAUUAUGCCAAUUACUGAAAGGACUUAAUUAUACUUCGAAUGGAAUCAUCACCUCAACACCUUGCAUCGAAAUCAUGUGCGAAUUCUUCAGCCAAUUUAAGGAGUUUUCUGGUUCACCUGAAACUCGUUUAUCGAAAAAAAAUAAAAAUAAACGAAGAAACUUCGAUGCCUAUUGUGGAGAUUCCCUCGAAGUUUCAUCUUUCUACAAAAUUCUGAAUGGUAGCAGAAGUGACACAUUCCUGAUUGAAGGGCAGCAAGAAGAUGCCGAAGAAUUUCUGGGUCUCCUUUUGAAUGGGCUCAACUAUGAAAUGAAAAGUAUGAUGAACAUGUUUGAGAGGGAAGACGAAGAAACAAACAAACAAACUCCUAUAGAGAAUAUUUUUGGUGGAAAAUUUCUAUCAAAUAUCCAUAAAAAAGGUGAGGAAUCUACGUCGAAUACCCAACCGUUCUUCACCCUUCAAUUGGAUAUUGAAAGGGCCACUACAAUCUUUGAAGCCCUCAAACAUCUCACAGACGUCAAGAAAAUCGAGGGUUUUAUUUCUUCAAAAUCCAAGCAAAACAUCGAGGCCUGGCAACAGAUAUUAAUUGAACAGCUGCCUGUAGUUCUAGUGCUACAUUUGAAGUACUUUCAAUUUGACUGGAAUGGCGACUGUUCGAAGAUAACAAAAAAAGUUAGUUACCCGAUGAAUCUCCAAAUUGAUCCAAAAAUUCUUUCGGAGGGAACCAACCGUUCUUCAGGAAAGGAAAAAUAUAAAUUAUUUGCUAUAGUUUAUCAUGAAGGUGAAGAAGUCAGUGAUGGACAUUACCUAACAGAUGCUUUUCACGAUGGUUAUAACACCUGGCUGAGGUUCGAUGAUGAGAAGGUCAAGGCUGUACCAGAACAUAGUGUUCUAAAACCACAAGGUCAUAGGGUACCUUAUCUUUUAUUUUAUAGACGAAUAUAAGUGAUAGUGGAAAAAUUUGAUCGAUUAUUCGUAUAGUUCGGAUCAAUUAUAUAAUAUUUUAUUUUGUUUCUUUUCCUUGAUGCCUAUUAUAAAUUGUAAAUAUUAUGCAAAUAUGUAUAUUAUAUUUUAAUAAACAAUAUAAAUCGCA
Messenger RNA from Coccinella septempunctata (seven-spotted ladybird), 1277 nucleotides. RefSeq names its product ubiquitin carboxyl-terminal hydrolase 10-like. Gene Ontology annotation, molecular function: cysteine-type deubiquitinase activity; cysteine-type endopeptidase activity. Gene Ontology annotation, biological process: regulation of autophagy; DNA damage response, signal transduction by p53 class mediator; protein deubiquitination. The coding region runs from base 101 to 1129 and encodes 342 amino acids. NCBI's taxonomy places the organism in Eukaryota, Metazoa, Arthropoda, Insecta, Coleoptera, Coccinellidae. The transcript has 3 exons. Gene Ontology annotation, cellular component: nucleus; cytosol. The record is from RefSeq and is a predicted model, not a curated record.